Messenger RNA from Zophobas morio, 2826 nucleotides. Its product is annotated as trypsin alpha-3-like. Bases 69 to 869 code for a protein of 266 amino acids. The transcript has 7 exons. Gene Ontology annotation, biological process: proteolysis. NCBI's taxonomy places the organism in Eukaryota, Metazoa, Arthropoda, Insecta, Coleoptera, Tenebrionidae. The record is from RefSeq and is a predicted model, not a curated record. Gene Ontology annotation, molecular function: serine-type endopeptidase activity.
UUUGAAUUUAAUAUAAAGUAGUGGUUCUUUCGUACCUGAAUCAAUGAACGUCUACACGGUCCAACAACAUGAAAUUCGUCAUUGUACUAAGUUUGUGCAUUAUUUCCAUUUGGGGUGUGCCUCUGGCUCAGAAACGUGAUUUUGCAAUCAGAAAACAUCACAAUGAUUUACGUAUAAUAGGUGGUAAUGUAGCCACAGCUGGUCAGUUUCCUUGGGAUGUAGCAAUAUUUGUAGAGUCUGAAAGUUCGUCUUUCUUCUGUGGUGGUGCUUUAAUUGACCAAAAAUGGGUUUUGACUGGGGGACGUUGUGUCUAUGGAGCGACUAGUUUUGAGCUCCUUUUUGGUACAAUUUCGUUAGAAAACGGCGGAAUAGUAAGAGAAGCCACCUACUCAGUAACUCAUCCUGAUUUUAAUUUAGAAACUCUUGAAAACGACAUUGGUUUGAUUCGCAUAGACGACAGCAUUAAUUUAAGUGAUAAAAUUAAAAUUAUUCCAAUUGCCAAUACCAAUCUAGAAAGCGACGUAACUGUUACAGCUAGUGGAUGGGGAGCUCUUGGCACUUCGGGUGGAAUAGAAAAUAAGUUAAAUUACGUCGAUUUAAAAACCAUUACCAACAAUGAGUGUAAGUUUAGUUAUGGCGUACUAGUACCCGACCAGAUGGUAUGUGCUAUGGGUAAUCGAAAUAAUGGAAUUUGCUCUGGAGACAGCGGCGAUCCGUUGAUAAUGAAAGAUUCCAGUGGAAACGCAGUUCAUGUUGGUGUUGCUAGUUGGUCUAGCGCUGGAGGGUGCUUAACAUCACAACCGUCAACCUAUACAAGAACAGCUUCUUACAAGUACUGGAUAAUAAGUGUAAUAGCGGAAAAUGUCUAACUUUUCUAUUAAAAUGUAAUAGUAUUCACAUAACAACAUUUCUCAGAACUUAAAUUAUUUCUAGCAAUGGUUUAAGUGACACUUUUUUAAUCUACGUAAUAAAAAUAAAGUAAUUAUAUUAGGUAUUAUUAUCUAUAAUCCGGUGAGAAAUGUGACUACUUAACUAAGAAGACAAGAUAAAAUCUGAAAGUCUAAAAUACAUUGAAAAUUAUGAAAUUCGGAAAUAAUUAGAUUGCUUUAUUAUUUUUCUGAUAAUGGUAUUACAUAUCUCUUGUAGUAUUGACUAUCCAGUUAUAAUAAGCAUCCACUCUAGUAUACCCAGUUGGAUCAAGACUUUCACAACCAUUGAUACUUAUAAAACUGGCAAUGGCCACUUGAAUGGUGUGAUUUCCAACAAGAGCGGCCGUCAUCAACGGACUACCAGUAUCUCCCUAAAGUUUAAACAUUUUGAUAGAAUUUCACUACUAUAAAUUUAAACUUACGUAACAAGGUCCCUCAUUAUAAUUGCCUUCCGCACAACACAUACUACCCCACAGUUGUUCUCCAUAGUAAGUUUGACAUGCAGUUUGACCCAGAAUAGUCAUUUCGACAAAACGAAGUUCAUUGACUAAAGCACUGUCAUCUACAAAAAAUAAUGACUAUCAACCCAACGAGUAACUGUUCAUUUUUAUGUACCACUGACUUGCCCCCAACCCGCAGCUUCUACAACUCGACCUUGGUAGAUAGGACCCAUGCUUGACAACAUCCGCACAGGGUGAAUAUAAUCUUUAAGAAAAAUAAACUUAAACAUGUUGAUGCCCAAUUAUGAUGGGUUACCAGUGUAGGUUAUGGGAAUAUUCAACUUGAUCAAGCCAAUGUCGUGUAGUAGUAGUUGUGGAUCAAAUCGUGGUUCAUAGUAGUAUGUUGAAGCGCCUAGAGUUAGUCGAUUUUCGUCUUCUCCUUGGAGGAGAUUCGAGCCCAACUGUAUAAUGAAGCUUGUAGCACUAGAAGAAUAUAAAAGUUUAGUGCUCAGUUAAAUAUGGUACAUUUCUUUUACAGAUAUACACAUUGACCAGCAGUCAGAAUCCACUGUUCGUUGAAGAGAGAACCUGAACAAAAAUAUCGACCAUCUUCUGUGUAUUUAUAAAUGGCUGCUAACCACGGGUACUGACCGGCUCUGGCAAGAUCUCCUCCGAUUAUUCUUGGUGCUAAAAAUCACACAUGAUUAUAGUAGAUCGUAGUUAAGGAAGAAAUUACCAGGUUUAUCGUCAGGUAUUCGCCGAAGAUAAGAUUUAGUCCAUACGGAAGUGGUACACAGUAAAACCAGAACGAGGAACUUCAUUUUUGUUACUGUUAGUAGUGAAAGUUCUUGUCGCAGCCUUUUUGAAAAUAUUUUGCGUCAUUUUUAUACUUAUAAGGAUAACGUUGGCAUUUAUGGGAUCUUAGAUAAGACAUUUAAGUCAUUAACGACUACUUAAGUCUGAAUGAUGGUCGAAAAAAUGUCAUUGAAACUGAUAAUUUGGUCUAAAAAUGUAACUGUUCUGUAACUAGGUACGUUGGGAACGUUGUCUAUUUUUGAAAAUCAUCAUUAUCAGCACAAUAAUACCCAAACAUCUGACAUCUUUAUACAGUUUUGCCUAUCUUAUCAAGAUCGUCAACACCUUGUGACAAAGUGAAAGGGUUUGAAAAAUUUAAUCUGCAGUAUCACAGACGUGUUUAGUUCACCAACACUGAACAAUUAUGAAAAUAAAAUAAUCAGAGAUUUUUAUUAUUAGCAAUUAAUAGUUUAUUUUCAUGAAACAGUACUAAAAUUUAUCAUGAUUGCGUUAUGUUUAGAAUCCAGUCGGUAUAUACAUCGAUUCUAGCAUAUCCCGAAGGGUGUAAUUGUUCACAACCUUGUUCACUGUAGAAUCCAGACACCCCGACUUGGAUGUAUUCACCAUCUCUAGUGAUCACCAAAGGACCUCCAGUAUCGCCC